AUGCCAUUCUUUGGCUGGAUGAAAUGGCCAAAAAGUUAUUCUUACAAAAGUGGACAAUAUCCUGGCUCAGAAGUUGUCACAAAGACACUUCUGAGAGAACUAAAAUGGCAUUUGAAAGAACGUGAACGGCUGAUACAGGAGAUUGAAAGUGGACACAAAAUUCAAAAACCUGAAAGUGAUUACAAUGAAAUAAGGAGCUACCAAAAUCUUCAAAUAACUAUCCCAGCUACUGAACAACGACAAGUUGAAAUUCUUUGCUCUCAAAUCCAACCAUGUCAAACUGGAAUCAUACUCAGCAGAUUUCGAGAGGCCCUAGCAGAAAAUGAUGUUUUACCCUGGGAAAUUGUUUAUUUAUUCAAACAAGUUUUAAAAGAGUUCCUUACUAAUCUUGAAAAAGAAGCACAGCAAGAUCAACUGACUGAUGCUUGGAAUACAAAUUGUUCCAGCCAAUUUGGAGCAUCUAGCACCAACUCCAGGAAAAUGGACAAAGAAGAAAUCCCAACUAUAUCAAGCUAUGUUGAUAAAAAUACACAAGGCAUCCUUCCAACAUUCUCCCACAGAAUCUGGAAUCUUCCCUAUUACUACCCAUCGAGUUAA
Notechis scutatus (mainland tiger snake) is the source of this 597-nucleotide messenger RNA. It is a transcript of the gene RD3L, whose product is annotated as RD3 like. Lineage: Eukaryota; Metazoa; Chordata; Lepidosauria; Squamata; Elapidae. The record is from RefSeq and is a predicted model, not a curated record.